Peniophora sp. CBMAI 1063 is the source of this 1539-nucleotide messenger RNA. NCBI's taxonomy places the organism in Eukaryota, Fungi, Basidiomycota, Agaricomycetes, Russulales, Peniophoraceae. The record is from the annotation of a GenBank genome assembly.
AUGGGCGAUCUCUCAAGCGAGAUCAUGAUGGAUAUAUUCGACUGUAUCUCUACCAUAUACCAUGCAGAGUUCAGCAACGGCGAACGACGACACCCGCACUUGAUACAGGAAAUGUGUGUCAACAAGCAUUGGCAUCGCAUCAUUGUGCACCAGGCGUCUCUAUGGGAUACCAUCGUAGCCUAUCAAGUGGCGCUUCUGAGGGACUCGGAUCUUUGGGCACGGCCUGGUCGACGACCUGUUACAAUUGCGAUCCCCGAGUACUGUUCGGGUACAACGGAGGCCAUCACUAUCAUGCAGCAGAUGAUGGAACAUGAUAGACUCCGUCGCACGACGUGCUUCCUGCUGCAUUAUCCACUUCUAGUUGGAGAACACCCUAUUGGCGACUCUGACCUCCAUCGUGCGCACCUGCGCGACUCGGUGAUGAGACUCGUGGCGGAAAGGAACAACGCUCCGAACUUGAGGGAACUUGACUUGUGUCUCCUGAUGGAUUAUGACAAUUGCGAUGUACGCACCGGAAAUAUACAACGUUUGCGUUUACGACAAGCCUGUCGUCCACCCAAUCUAAUGGGAUGGGCUCGUCACCUCCAAACGCUCAGCCUCUUAUCCGUUUCUGAACUCGACACGACGUCUUUCUUCAUCGCUCUUGGCCACAUGCGCGAGCUUACAAAUCUUGAAAUACGCUAUACACCGUUAUCUGUUGAAGGCCAGGGAGGUCCUCUGCAGAAGCACUCGCUGCGUACUCCCAGCCUUAAGAACAUUGAAUUGCACCUGGAAUUCGAGGACAUGAUUGAUUUCUGUCAUAUUUUUGACAUGCCUUCAUUGGAGCGCGCAGAGCUUGUUGUGUAUCGCCACACGGCUGGCCCGAUGGCGGAGCGUACGUUCAAAGUCCAGCCCAAGGGAGGGCCACCCGAUAUCGAAGCCAUACUGGGAGUUCUGACCAGCGUUGCCCGCCGUGGACGCUGCAACAACGUGGUCCUCGACGGUACAUUCAAGCUGCGGAAGUUCCAUAUACCACAAGAUUCCCAGGAGCCAUUUCGUAGGGAGACUAUGGCUGAAUUCCAUCCAAGCCAGAACGUUAGCCCAUGGAGCGCUCAGCAAGUGGCGAUGCGUAUGAUCCAUGACGCCAGCAGCAUGCGGCACGUAACGCAUGUUCUGCUCGAUCGAAGGGAUAGAAGUGUUGCGGGAUCUAUCCAGCAAUGGCGCAGGAGUUUGUUUGGUCUUACCAAUGCUGUCGAUCUAUACAUCAUAGGAUCGUCUGAGCAUGCGCAACUCAUUCUGUCAGCCAUGCUUCGUGUGGAAGGAGAGCAGAUGGUCCUUCCAUCUCUGACUCGACUGGCCCUGUUUCCCACCGAUCUUAAUGUGAAGCUGGUCGAUGUCAUCUUCCGCCUACUGUGUCAGCGUAUAUCCAGUGGACAAUCUGCUGAUAUGCCUAGGCUGACUAGAUUUGUCAUUACUAGAAACAAGGGAUCACUCGCCAGUUCACACGCAGAGGCCUUCCGCCAGCUUAUAAGUCUACCUUUUCCUAUAGUAUUUGGGUAG